Messenger RNA from Eutrema salsugineum, 2953 nucleotides. RefSeq lists its product as uncharacterized. The record is from RefSeq and is a predicted model, not a curated record. Lineage: Eukaryota; Viridiplantae; Streptophyta; Magnoliopsida; Brassicales; Brassicaceae. The transcript has 2 exons. The coding region runs from base 11 to 2953 and encodes 980 amino acids.
UCUACGCACUAUGGAGCUCGAUUAUGUGGCUACUGACAUGGGAAGUGACGGUGAUGAUAAUGAAAAUGGCGACGGAGGAGGUGAUCGGGUUCCUAACAGUGAGGAAUCGAAUGAGCUUGGGCCUGGGAAGCUCAUAGGCAGUAAGGACGACUGGGAUAGUGAAACGAAACCUAGGUAUUCUAAAAUGAAAAGAGAGAAUAGUUCCCAGGUUAAAGACGAAGACCUCGGUGACCAAUUUUAUGAGGUCUACAACAAAGCUGACGAGAAGAAUAUGGGUAUGGCUUCCAAGGAGUUACACCGAGUUUCGAGCUACAAAUCUUUCUUAUCCGAGUUCGACGGUUAUGUUACAAGCGAGAAAUUGGGUUCUGGAGUUUCUAGAGCAUUGAGCUAUGGGUUUGAAAUGGGUGAUAUGGUAUGGGGAAAGGUGAAGUCACAUCCAUGGUGGCCAGGUCAUAUAUACAACGAAGCUUUUGUGUCGCCUUCUGUUCGUCGUAUGAAGAAGAUGGGUUACGUUCUGGUCGCUUUCUACGGAGACAGUAGUUAUGGUUGGUUCGAUCCUGCUCAGCUUAUUCCUUUUGAACCUCAUUUUGCAGAGAAAUCAGAGCAAACUAAUUCGAGUAACUUUGCAAAAGCUGUGGAAGAAGCUAUUGUUGAAGCAGGUAAAAGGUCAGCUCUUGGGUUGGUUUGUAAAUGUCGGAAUCCUUUUAACUUUAGGCGCAGUAAUGUUCAAGGUUACUUUGUGGUUGAUGUGCCUGAUUACGAGCUCCAAGCUGUUUACUCUUCUAAGCAGAUUAAGAAAGCUAGGGAUAGUUUUUCAUCUGCUCAGACUCUCUCGUUUGUGAAGCGAUGUGCUUUAGCCCCUCAAGAGUGUGGCUCAGAUAGCUUAAAGUUUUACCAGAGGAAAGCAGCGGUUUAUGCUUUCCGCAGGGUAGUGUUUGAGGAGUUUGAUGAAACAUAUGAACAGGCCUUCGGGGCAAGAUCUGAAUACACUUCAGUGAAGUCACAGGAUCCACUUAAUAGAGCAUCCCCACGAGUCCCCUUGAGAGGCUCACUGGUUAUUGCAGAAACUCUGGGAGACCCGAAGACCUCGAAAAACGCUAUGAAUGUAAAGGAUUCUACUAAACACGACAAUUAUCUUCCCAAAAUGAGAGAGGAAGCUGAUAAUAUGACAGUUCAAUUUGGCCAGGUCCAAGCAUCUUCUCAGCUUCAGGGCAUCAAUGGAUCGUCAGCAGGGAAUCAUGUAGUGCAGAGAAAGACUCCUCCCAUGAAACAUGAGCGGACUGGGCUUCUCAGCAUGGACUUGAGCACUUUAAGCGGUGAUAGUCCUGGAAAGGAAUCUUCUGUUUCAAAGCUCUCUCGUGAUGCUGACAAGGGUUCAGGUCAAGAAUCAAAGGUGAUAAUGAGAGACAAAGCUGCUCUAUUUCCAGAUCAUGAGAAAUUUGAAGCAAUGACCAGCCUUAAACAAGAUAAGACUAGCGCCACGCAUUCUAGAUCAAACAACUUUAUGAAGGGGAAAGUUUCUGCACGGGGUGCGAUCAAGAUCGUCAAUGCCCUGAAACGGUCUUCUGGAGAAAUGGAUUCUGAGCAUACUCCUUCAGGGCUGAAGAAGAAAAAGAAAGAGUCUGGGUCAGAGCUGAACCGUGACAAUCCAGACAAGAGGGAAGCUUUAUCAUCUGGGGAAACUUGGGCCAAGAAAUCAUCAGAAUUAGGUUCAGCAGAAAGACACUCCAAUAUGUUGACUGUGAGAGACUCUAAACUCGAUGCUCUGCAGCUGUUGAGCAAUUUGCAAGCUCUCUCGCUUGACCCUUUCUUUGUAUCCUCGGAUAGAAGUUCGAUAAGAGCUGUAAGGCAAUUCUUUUUGUGUUUCCGGUCUCUUGUUUACCAGAAAAGCUUGGCCAAAUCUCCUCAAUCAACAAAACCGUCAAAAUUUCCAAAGACUUUGACAAGGACCCACGAACCAUCUAAGGCCGAGAUAAAACGCCAGUCGUCUGGCAAUCAUCAAGAGAUCCUAUCAACUAAGAAGCUAAAGAAAAGUAGUCAGUCCAAAACAAUGCCUUGUGACAAGAAAACCAACCAAGAAGAAGAGAAGAGACCAAAUCUUGCACCUAUAAAUCCAGUAAAUGGUCCAGUCCCCAUCAAUGCCAAAGCUCAAGCAGGAAAGAAGAUGGUUCCGUCCGCAAAGAAAAUUGAGCCCACAAUGCUGGUCAUCAAGUUUCCUCGUGGUACAUCUCUCCCUUCGACCGCUCAGCUUAAGGCAAGGUUCGGUCGCUUUGGACAGUUGGAUCAAUCAGCCAUUAGAGUUUUAUGGAAAUCCUCGAUCUGCCGUGUUGUCUUCCUGUAUAAACUCGAUGCGCAGACAGCUUUAAGAUAUGCAUCAGGAAGCCACUCUCUCUUUGGCAACGUCAAUGUGACCUACUUUCUGCGUGACGUGGAAGCUCCUUAUGCAUCCGAGGGCCAUGAACCGAAGAAGGCCAAGACAGGUGAACCAAUCCUUGAACCACUGAGCCAGUGGAUAGACCGAGCACAGCCGCCGGUUCACCAAUCGUUUAACAUCCAGCCCAAGUCCUGUUUGAAGAAGCCAGGCAAUAACGGUAAUGGUAACCGCGGGAAAGCACGAGUGAGAUUCAUGUUGGGUGGGAAAGAAACAGGGACACCAUUUCUUGAUUCGAGUAAAAACAAUGGAAAUCACUCCUCGUCAUCAUCAUCUGUUGCAAUAGAAUUUGUUACUAACAACACUCAAAACAUGGUUCCACCAAAUUUGCAUCCGAUCCCUUGGAAAAACUCAAAAAGGAAGCCUGUUAACAAUAAAGUGGACCACCUCGAGCCACCACUAAAGCCGUCGGAGUGUAGGGUGGACAUCUCGGAGCAGAUAAUGGAGCUGUUAUUAUGGUGUAACGAUGUUGUGUCUAACGUCACGGGCUUUUUGGGUUACGUCCCAUAUCAUCCCUUGUGA